Laccaria bicolor S238N-H82 is the source of this 1866-nucleotide messenger RNA. RefSeq lists its product as uncharacterized. Bases 1 to 1866 code for a protein of 621 amino acids. The transcript has a single exon. The record is from RefSeq and is a predicted model, not a curated record. NCBI's taxonomy places the organism in Eukaryota, Fungi, Basidiomycota, Agaricomycetes, Agaricales, Hydnangiaceae.
AUGAUCCCUACAACGCUCCGAGGUUUCUUCACUACCUCUGUUCUCUCUGUUCGCGAAAACGCUGUCAAGAAUGUCAUUUUCCGUGCAGCAACCCUUCUCCUACAACUCUUUAUCGUGAGGACGUUCACCUUCAUCGCGGCCAGAUCCAAUGCAUACACAUCGUACCUGAUGUUUGCAGAGGACUUCCUCCAAAAGUUCUUUUAUGUCACCUCUCGCAGUUUCAAUAGACAUGCACUCCUGGUUCUUGCCUUUGCUGCUCUCGGAGCACUCUCGGGGCUGUACGACACUCUUUUGUGGUCAUUAGACUCCCCCGGAUAUGUCGUCAGGUCGAAGACCAUCAACGCCACAUCGCUAUCUCAAGAUAUAGUCAUCAAUCCAGCCUACAUUACCUACAUAUCGAACCCAACAGGCAACGUCAACGACAUUGAUACGGAGGGGUCCAUAGCUGCCAACCUCUUCAGGUCCGGUUUGAAUUUUACGCUUCCAGGCGUGAAUGAACCGGGAGUCAGAGAGAUCGUCUCUUCGUCGCAGUUGAUUAACAACACUGGCCCUCGCAUAUGGCUUGAUGAAGACGGCCUCUCCGUGAGCGUUGAUCAAGCUGUGAUGGUCACGACAGACGCCGUUUGUCCCAUUCAAACCCUCACUAACACCACACAAGCGUGGAAAUGCAGUUUUAACAACACAGACGCUUUGCUAUUGGUUCAGACAAGCACAGGGAACCCUGAAAUUUUUUGGGACGACCAACGCUCAGAGUACUUGUUGCCAAAUCGGAUGGAUAAUCCAUGGCAAUCCCUGGGGAGUGGCGGGGAUACUGCAGUAAUGAAGCAGGUGUUCACGGUUACGAAAGAUCGACGUCGUCAUACCUUCAUUGAAACUGCCUUCAAGGCUUCCAUGCUCUCCCUGUAUCCUGCACAGUUCAACGACAGUGACAUCACAGACCUCAUUCAUCGGACAUGGUCCUCCGAUCCCACACAACCUAUCACACCUGACAUUCAGAACUUGGCGGACUAUGUUAUAGAUGCCCAGGCGAAUCAGUCAACUGUCAGCUUUGGCAUCUUCGUUCAAGAACCAUAUGCAUCAAUAUCCUCUACCAUAGAACUUCUGAAUGUUAUCAACUCUGCGAGUGCGGUACCGCUGUUCAGCGUCUUUCGCAUCACUUCGACAAACAUUACCCUCAUUCGUUCCGAGACGCUGCCUCAGGCACCUACCCCGCUAUAUUGUAGAUAUGACACCGUAUUUUCUACGAAUCUUGCAACUGGCGGUCAACUUCGAGGAAACACGUGCUACAAGUCACUCAAUCAGACAAAAGCAUCUUUUGUCUCCCAACUCGACGCGUCCGCGGUGGUCAUCCUCAAUAGCCUGCUGGGUGACGGCACGUCAGACACUAGCGCUAUCGCUUUCAACCAAACAGGAUGGAAUUGGAUCGUAAAUAACAGCAACCACAUAGACGACUUGCUUACCUCGCGAGGACUGAUUGCUGGGGGUGACCGCGCGGCUGUGCAAGUCAUAGUACAGCACAAUGAAGCCGCGAUCUCCUAUUUUCAGCUACUACUCACGCUCCUUCCAGCUCUCCUUGUCCUGAUUGGAGCGGUCGUUAGCUUGUUCUCGGGACCAAUGAGUUACUACCAGAGCUCUUUCCUCGCAGCCGUGUGUACGACGACGCAUAUGACGCCAGGGAAAUGUCAAAAUGUGCGCUACCUACGUGAUCCUCCUGAAAUUACGCUGCGAAGAAGCGGAACACAUGUGCUGCUGAGUACACCUGGUGAAGGCACCCUAACAAACGUUGGCGCCGAUGAAAAUGUUCAGACAUAUGGGAUAACAGAGCCUCUGAUAUACAAGGACGGAUCGUACUCGGUAAAUGAUUAG